This is a messenger RNA of Galeopterus variegatus (Sunda flying lemur), 7194 nucleotides long. It is a transcript of the gene FEM1B, whose product is annotated as fem-1 homolog b (C. elegans). NCBI's taxonomy places the organism in Eukaryota, Metazoa, Chordata, Mammalia, Dermoptera, Cynocephalidae. Gene Ontology annotation, molecular function: protein binding. Bases 647 to 2530 code for a protein of 627 amino acids. The record is from RefSeq and is a predicted model, not a curated record. The transcript has 2 exons.
GCUCCCGCCCUCCCCCGCCCGUCCCCGUCUGCGGAGGCUAGCCUUCCUGCCCGCCUCAAGUUCCGGCGCUGCUCCUGCGGGAGCGUUCCGCGUCGCUCCGCAGCCAUCGACGGCUCCCGGCACUUCUGAGCUCCAGUGUGCGAGGGCCUGCGGGUUUCCUCCAGCCAGGGACGGCGGAGAGCAGAGGCGAAGGCACUUGAGGCCUUAGGCCGUGGCUGCCGGGUUGGGUGAGACGCGCCCAUCCUCGGCCAUUUGAGGCGCGCGCGGCCCUCUCGGGACUCCGCCGGCGACCCGUAGCUCGGGCACGCGCCUGUCGCAGCCUGCAGGAAGGAGGGGUCCGGCCCGAGGCCCGGGGUGGCGACCGCCAUGGAGAUCCCCUCGGCCCAGGGCGGGCGCCUAGGGCCUUGGGGGCGGCCCUGAGCGCCCUCCUCCCUGCCCAGGCUGGGUCGCGGACGUGCCCCCGCGGCAGUCGGGCACAUCUGCGUCCCCGCCCUCCCUGGGCCGCGCUGCUGCCUGGGCGCGGCGGCGGCGCCCUGUUGAAUGGGCUGUGGGGGCCCAGGUUUGAAGCGCUGGCGAACGCGGCCUCCGGGGGCGCAAGGCAGCAGCAGCGGUGGCGACCAAACGGGUGCUGGAGUUGGCGGCGGCCAUGGAAGGCCUGGCUGGCUAUGUGUACAAGGCGGCCAGUGAGGGCAAGGUACUGACUCUGGCCGCCUUGCUUCUCAACCGGUCUGAAAGCGACAUCCGCUAUCUACUUGGCUAUGUCAGCCAGCAGGGAGGUCAGCGCUCCACGCCCCUCAUCAUCGCAGCCCGCAAUGGGCACGCCAAGGUGGUGCGCUUGCUGUUAGAACAUUACCGGGUGCAGACUCAGCAGACUGGCACCGUCCGCUUCGACGGGUAUGUCAUUGAUGGUGCCACUGCUCUUUGGUGUGCUGCAGGAGCUGGACAUUUUGAAGUGGUUAAACUUCUAGUCAGCCAUGGAGCCAACGUGAACCAUACCACAGUAACUAACUCCACCCCCUUGCGGGCAGCAUGCUUUGAUGGCAGACUGGACAUUGUGAAAUACUUGGUUGAAAAUAAUGCCAACAUCAGCAUUGCCAACAAGUAUGACAACACCUGCCUAAUGAUUGCAGCAUACAAGGGACACACUGAUGUGGUCAGAUAUCUUUUAGAACAACGUGCAGAUCCUAAUGCUAAAGCACAUUGUGGAGCCACAGCAUUGCACUUUGCAGCUGAAGCUGGGCACAUAGAUAUUGUGAAAGAGCUGAUAAAAUGGCGUGCUGCUAUAGUAGUGAAUGGCCAUGGAAUGACACCAUUGAAAGUUGCUGCCGAAAGCUGUAAAGCUGAUGUUGUUGAACUGUUACUCUCUCAUGCUGAUUGUGACCGAAGGAGUCGGAUUGAAGCUUUGGAACUCUUGGGUGCCUCCUUUGCAAAUGACCGUGAGAACUAUGACAUCAUGAGGACAUACCACUAUUUGUAUUUAGCCAUGUUGGAGAGGUUUCAAGAUGGUGAUAAUAUUCUUGAAAAAGAGGUUCUCCCACCAAUCCAUGCUUAUGGGAAUAGAACUGAAUGUAGAAAUCCUCAGGAAUUGGAAUCCAUUCGGCAAGACAGAGAUGCUCUUCACAUGGAAGGCCUUAUAGUUCGGGAACGGAUUUUAGGUGCUGACAAUAUUGAUGUUUCCCAUCCCAUCAUUUACAGGGGGGCUGUUUAUGCGGAUAACAUGGAAUUUGAACAGUGUAUCAAAUUGUGGCUUCACGCCCUGCACCUCAGGCAGAAAGGUAACAGGAACACCCACAAGGAUCUUCUUAGAUUUGCUCAAGUUUUCUCACAGAUGAUACAUUUGAAUGAAACUGUGAAAGCCCCAGACAUAGAAUGUGUUUUGAGAUGCAGUGUUUUGGAAAUAGAACAAAGUAUGAACAGAGUAAAAAAUAUUUCAGAUGGUGAUGUCCACAAUGCUAUGGACAAUUAUGAAUGUAAUCUCUAUACCUUUCUGUAUUUAGUGUGUAUCUCUACCAAAACACAGUGUAGUGAAGAAGAUCAGUGCAAAAUUAACAAGCAGAUCUACAACCUGAUUCACCUUGAUCCCAGAACUCGUGAAGGUUUCACCUUGCUGCAUCUAGCAGUCAAUUCGAAUACCCCAGUUGAUGAUUUCCACACCAAUGAUGUCUGCAGCUUUCCAAAUGCACUUGUCACAAAGCUCCUGCUGGACUGUGGUGCUGAGGUGAAUGCUGUGGACAAUGAGGGAAACAGUGCCCUUCACAUUAUUGUUCAGUACAACAGGCCCAUCAGUGAUUUUUUGACCUUGCACUCUAUCAUCAUUAGCCUAGUUGAAGCUGGCGCUCACACUGACAUGACAAAUAAACAAAAUAAGACUCCACUAGACAAAAGUACAACUGGGGUAUCUGAAAUACUACUUAAAACUCAAAUGAAGAUGAGUCUCAAGUGCCUGGCUGCCCGAGCAGUUCGGGCUAAUGACAUUAACUAUCAAGACCAGAUCCCCAGAACUCUUGAAGAGUUUGUUGGAUUUCAUUAAGUGACUGGAUAUGUAAAAUUGUUUAAUGUGGUGCUAAAAAGUAAAGGACUUUAAUUACAGACAAUAGAAUUAUGUGUUCAUAAAUUCUACUUUUCUUUCCAUUAUGCUUCUUUCCAACCCAUUCUUUCUUGGUUCUGUAUCUAGUCUUCUUGCCUCAUGUGGUAAUUGAUUUCAAACACACUUUGAACAAAGCCACGUUGUUUAGGUGUAACUGUAAUCUAAGGUGUUUGGAUAUUGGUCACUUACCUAUUUGCUUUUCUUUCUUUUUUUUUUUUUUUAAGGAAUGAAUAUAAAAUAUUUUGUUUGUGUAACAAGGGACAUUUAUGAUUUCAAGUUGAUAAUGUUUUAAAACAGCUGCCUACAAAAGUAUUUCUGUUAAGCCUAUGUCACGUGUUAUCCAUGCAGCAGUUUUGAAGAUUUCAUUAAGAAAAAGAAGCAAAAAAGAGCAUUAAAAGUAAUGGGAUAUCCAGGUGUACUGCACAUGUCAAACUGCUGUAGAUAGUUUUCACUCUUCCAUUAUUUACGUAGAGAGAUAUAACACAUUUUAACAUCAGGAGGAUUUAAAAAUUAUAGCUGCAGAUUAAUCUGAAAAAUGUGCUAAUUUAAUAAUAGUUACAAAUUUAUGAAGUUAAAUCCAUUGAAUUGUUGCAUUAUGCUGGGUAGUAUAUAUAAAGUGAUAAUCUUAAACCAACUUUUCAGAGAAUAUUGAUGGACUUUUGCCUUUAGGCUUGAAUGCUUCGAAGUGUCUCUUAAUGUAAUUUGUCUAAAUUGCAGCAGUCUGCAUUUGAUUCAGCUCACAGACAUGUAAAAAUUAUGAAUGAUGUGUUUUCUUAUGAAACAAAUUGUCACAAUAUACUUAUACAUUCUAUUUUUGUCCUCUUCUCCCUUUCUUCCUGUGUUGUAUCUUUUAAAAUUUGGAAACUGUUUUUCCAGUGGACAUUAUUUGUGCCCUCCUUAUAAGGUGUUUAUGACAGAUGAAAAGGAACCAGGAUAUUUUUGAAUUUUUUCACUUUAUUUACUUAGUCUGUGAUAAGUAGAAAAUUCAUUAGUGUGGUAUAGGACAUUAAGUGUUUUUGAUGAUGAAAAUAAUUCUCAAUGCCACUUGAAAGGUAUUUCUGUCUGACAGCUGCAAAUUUUUCAACCACAAGAUGUCACUUAUUCCAGCAGACUGUACAGAGGUCUUUAUGAUGAUUUUUUGUGUUUUAACAGCAACAUUUAAACUGUCAAACUAAAAGAGUAUUCUGUGAUUAUCUUUUAAGCACAGAAAUUCAAGUAAAGGGUACACACCUAUUUCUAUUGAUGUUAAAAAUGAUAAUGAAAGUAAAAUUAGCUGUAUUUGUAAUUUUCUCUCUAGUGCCAAAUGAAUGCCUUAGCUACUCAUAGUGCAUGGUACUGUAAGUGAAGACCUGCAGCUUUUUUUUCCUUUAUGAAGAGCAUUAUAAUGAUGUAGCAACAUCAGAUAUAAACUUAAAAAAACCUGUAAGGUUUCAAUUAACAUCUUAUGUAUGGAUAUUGCUUUGUAAAGUAUUAAGAGAAAGAUUGCAGUUGGAUCAAUAUAAAACAAUGACCAAGCCAAAAUCAGCACCUAGGGCCUUAAAUAAAAUAGAGACACACCACAAAAUGAAAUAGUUUGAAGGGUGGGAGGGGACGUAAGGGGAGAUUUCAAAAACUCUUUCCCCCAAGGAUGCUAUAUACUUUUUACAGUUCCUAUGUUAUACUUCGUGUGUCUUCUUGGUUCAGUUAGGAAUGUUUUGAUUGGUAAAUUCUGUUGUGGCAAAAGAUUUCUAUUUUCCCAACCUGAGAUUUUACAAGGAAGGUUUUUUGGAUGGCUUAAAGGGAGGUAUUUGAAUGUACUCUAAUUUGAAAAUUACUGACCUUGAUUCUCCUGGUGUGAAUCAAGGAGAUACUGUACCUUGCUCUUGGCAACUGUCGGUGGCCUGAAAGAGAAAAUGCAUUUCUUUAAGGUGAUUUAUUCACACCUUUUCCACAGCUCACAUCAGACGCUUUAUUUUUCACACUACAAGGCCUGUUUAUUGGACAGUCUGAGGAAUAGCUAGGAUACUUGGUAUUCGGUUGGUUCCAUUAUUAAUAUAUGUAAUUUUUAAACACCAAAACUUAAAAUAUCAGACAAUGUUGCAUGUUUUAAAAACAUAUUUUAUCCCACUGGCUACCCAGGACCAGCACUGUUUAUGACACUGCUUAUUUAUAAAAUGAAGAUAAUGAUUGUAUGCACAUAUUCUGACAUCAAAAUUUAAUGACAGUGUUUUUGAGAGGGAAGACUGAAUGCUGGAGAAAGUAAAACUAUGCUGAUUGAAAUGCCGACAAAGUUGGAGAAAUAAUUUGAAGACAGUGGAAUACAUUAUGAACUGUGUUAAUGGUAACUAGAUUUUUGUUGUUUAUUAUAGUAUAGUAGUACAUUGUGCACUAUCUUGUUGAGGAUCUAAUUCUGUCUUGUAAAAUCAAUCAGAAUGUGUAUUGUGAAACACCUGUAUAAAACCAUUCUUGAAACAAGUGAUCUACAUGCCUGUUUUUUAAAUUUGUUUUUUGAUAGAUUUAUUUUAAAAUAUGUUUAACCAAACCCUUCCUAAACUUAACUUUUUUUUUUUUUUUAAAGGAAAAUAAGGUAAGAAAGGUGGCAAUUUUUAGCUCUCAGAACUCUAGGCUGUUUAUACUUUGCAGCCACUUUUCUCAUUCGAUGUUUAUUAUUGGUAGAAUUAUGCUUUGAAUUGUAACUUCCGUGAUAGCCUUACAGAUUCAAUUAGAACUUCUCUGUCCUGCUCAGAAAUUGUCAUGUAAAUCUAGAGAACUAGAGGCCCAGGUGGAUGCUUUCAUUUGCAAGUCAUGUGAAACUUAAGUAAGCUUUGCGCUUUUAAUAAAAUUGUGAAAUUAAACUCUUGAGUUUAGGUAAAUUUUUAACUCAAGGAGUUUGCAGCAAACCCAUCCCCUUAAUUGAUAAAGAAGCGGGAACAUUUUUACCUGUGAACUGACAAUGACAACUGUAGCUUUUUCCUCUACCGUGGAUUGCUCCAGUAGGCCACAACCCAACUACUUUAAAGGUUCUCUGCUGUGGGAACUGUAAACAAACCAAAAAGCAGACCGUCUACAAGCUUUGGUCUUGCUUGUUUCUGAGAAAGGUUUUAUUUCAUUAUACUAAUAGUUGAUUAAUAAUUGGCAAUUGUGAGAACUUAGGUGUGAUAACAUUAUUUGAAGUAAAAUAUGAUUUGGGGCAGCGGCUCCCUAAAUACCAACUUUGUAUUUGACAAGUGUUUUUGAAAAUUAAAAUUUCAAGGGAGCAACACCCUGUUAACAGUUUCCACAACAGCUGAGGCAGCUAUUUAUGAAUAAGACCCCUUUGGAUUAUUGGAGCAGAGCAUUUCUUUUUUUGAAAUGGGAAGGGAUAAGAAGUGUGUUGCUGGACCUUGGAUUAUAGUUUGCUGGUUUAGAAGCAGCCAGUGGUUGAACUGAUGAGUAGAUGUAGAAAGGACUUGUUUUUAUGGUAGAUUUUCUGUAAAAAUUUUAUAUGUUCCUUUUCAGGCUAGCCGGAUGUGUCAAUGCACAGAUGACUAUUCUGUUUUUCUCACUGACUAUACUAUAACAUUAAAAGGGGUUAAAGAAAACAAAAGUCUACCUUUUGCUCUAAGAAAAGUUUUUAGUCCAGAAGCUUUUAAAGCUGUGUGUUUGUUCCUACUCAGAAAAAGCACAGCUUUGUUCUAGGUAUCAUCUCUUGAAAGUAGAAAGCUCCUAAUUAUGUAUGUCACGUUGCAGGGCUUUCUUACACAUUUCUGGAAGGCUUGCCCAAAUCUUUGGAUGGGGUGGGUUAUACAGCAUCCCUUCCCCCAAAUAUGGAUCUGAAAUAAAUGCUACACUGGUAGUGGUGAUAUACUAAUUUUUUAAAACUGUAGAGUAAAUGUGACCUCUAGCCCUAGGUUUGUGGUGUGUACCUUUGUGUUAGUGUGUGGGGAAGGGACAGUGACUUGAUGGUUAUGGGGAGUGUAUCCUGAUGUGUGUGCAGGGGUGAAUAUUGCUCAAUUAUUAACAGCUUUUCAUUUAGGGGUGCAUCGUGAUGAAUGGCCUACUCAGAAAAAUGAAGGAGCACAGAUGCAAAUUUGCCAAGUGAUGAAGUGAACAAGGUUUCGUAUCUAUUUUUUACCAGGUGUUGUAAAAUUUGUGCAUGGCUUUUUUUGUUGUUGCUUAGUAAUUGGUAGAGGAGAAAAGAUGAGGGGGAAAAAAACCCCUCAGCUUUCCUAACCAAUCUUUUCAGAGGUACAUAGUUGGGGAGUAAAAUCUGACUGGCCUAACCUAUUGAAAAGAUCCUGUCCUUUAAAAUAUUCACCCUAUCCUGCAAUCCUCCAUGAAGAGGAACUACAUUGCUGUGUUCUAGUAAUUCACUGUGAUUUAUAACAAACCAGUGAUGUCAUUCUAUUGUGCACUUUUGUCAAACCAUUUAUGUGACUUUAAUAAACAUAGUAAACUUGCUGACUACACCAGAGGUCUAUUAGUGAUUUAUAUAUUGCAUGACAUUUUCUAUUUGAGUUUGACAUGAAGAAUCAUUUUUAAUUUCAUGGCAAUUGAUAGUCCUAAUAGCUCAGCUAAUUUGAAACUAACCAUCCUGCUGUGUAAAAAGAAAAAAUGGUGUUUGUGUUGAGUAAAUGUUUGAAAAAAAA